Molecule: messenger RNA, 1509 nt
Organism: Gekko japonicus
Lineage: Eukaryota; Metazoa; Chordata; Lepidosauria; Squamata; Gekkonidae
Product: zinc finger BED domain-containing protein 5-like
Exons: 1
Coding region: 1-1509 (502 amino acids)
Source: RefSeq, a predicted model, not a curated record
AUGGCAUCCUUCAAGUUCAGCAACCUGAUCGCAAAGAAAUGCAAACCUUUCAAUGAAGGAGAAUUUGUAAAAGAUUGUUUUCUUGAAGCAGCUGACAAUCUUUUUGAAGGAUUUAAGAAUAAGAAAGAGAUCAUAGCUGCUGUUCAAGAUGUACAAUUGUCAAGAAACACCGUCGUGCAGCAAAUAGAAAAGAUGUGUGCAGACACAACUGAACAACUGUUGGAGGAUGUUUCAGAUUGCGUUGCUUUCUCACUCCAACUGGAUGAAUCUACAGACAUAAGAGACAUAGCCCAGUUACUAGUCAGUGUUAAAGAAGAACUACUUGGAACGAUUUCUUUAAAAGGGAGAACUACCGGUCAGGAAAUAUUCAGCUCUUUCCAUUCUUUUGUGACAAAGUGUAAUCUUCCUUUGCAUAGACUUGUUUCCAUCACUAUUGAUGGAGCAAGAGCAAUGACAGGUGAGGUUAAUGGUUUCAUAGGCCUCUGUAGACAGCAUGAUGACUUUCCAGAUUUCCUUUCUUACCACUGCAUCAUUCAUCAGCAAGUUUUGGCAAGCAAGAGAGUCAAUACAAAGACUGUCAUGGACAUAGCUUUCAAAAUUGUAAAUUCAAUUCGUGGAAGAUCACUUCAAAAACGGCUUUUCAAUCUUAUUCUUGAUGAAGGGGCAGUGGAAAUCAUUUUGCACACAGAUGUAAGGUGGCUAAGUAGGCACAAAUUUCUGCAAGGAUUUUGUGAUUUGCUCAAUGAAAUAAGGUUUUUGAAGGAGAGAGAUGACAAAGCAGAGUUGGAAGAUGAGGAGUGGUUAUGUGAUCUGGCAUUUCUCGCUGACUUUACAGGUGAGCUAAGUGAUAUGAACAUUGAACUACCAGGUAAAAACAAAUGCAUUGGUGAGAUGAUGAGUACAGUUUCAUCCUACAAGAGCAAAUUUGAGCUAAUGAUGACUGACCUUGCAAACAACACUUUUGAUCAUUUUCUUAAUACGCAGGACCAUCUGGGACAAAAUCCAAAUUUUGUUUUUCAGAACAAAAAGUAUGUGACAGAAAUCUACUCUGUUAUCCAGGAAUUCAAAAAAGAAUUCCGUGACUUCCAAAAAUUUGAAAAAGUUGUGGAGUACUUGUCAUACCCAUUCAAAGUAGAUAUGGACAUUAAAGAAACUGUAGCUGCUAUCAGUAAAAAUUACUCAUUGAACAAGGCAUCUCUUGAAAAUGAAAUAUUAACCCUUAAAAAUGACAUUUUUCUCAAGACCCGUGCUGAGCAAGAAUCAUUUUGGAAGCUAGUGCCUAGAGACAAAUUUCCCAACUUGAGAAGAUGCAGUGAAGCUGUAAACUCCUGUUUCAGUUCAACUUAUUUGUGUGAAUCUGCGUUUUUCCAUCUGAAAAUGACAAAGAGUACACAGCGUUUCAACAUGACUGAUGAACAUCUCCAGGAUUCCCUGAGACUGGCCCGCACGCAAUAUUCACCCAACUUAAAAAAGCUGGUGAAUGAAAUGCAGGCUCAGACGUCUCACUAA